CAACUUUCGUACCAGGGUCUUGACAAGCAUGACAUGUAAAAGUCUGGAUACCCACGUGACACUUCGUCACAGCGCUUGACAAAACGAUCAACAAGGAAGAGUAUACCUCGGAUGCAGAUGGUGGAACUGAUGGAUUGUUCUGUGUGCUUACUCCGCCUGGAAGGAAUACCCUUUCAUCCCUCAGGGCAUAUCUGGUCAUCAAAACACAUAUUUAAGGCAUCGAUUGUCAAUAGCCAUUACAUCCGCUUAUAGUUGCUUCGUGUCCCCACCCUUACCGAGUCACAACAUAUGAGGGUGACGUGAAGUCGGCCAGGAUGCCUUUCGCAAGUACAGGGACACUGCCGUUGUCCAGUAAAGAUGUGCUUUCUUUCACAUUCGAUGACCCUCAAUAUCCUAAGGACAAACCGAUUUUCAUCGACCCAGAAGACAAUUCGAGGCACUACACCUAUGCAACGGCAAGAAAGACUGUUACUCAAUUGAUCGCCGGUCUCAGGGCUUCGGGGAUUCGACCAGGAGAUGUUGUCUGCAUCCACAGCUUCAAUUCGAUGCUUUAUCCUCUUCUAGUCCUCGCCAUAAUCGGUGCAGGUGGAAGGUCAACCGGAACCAAUCCCAGUUAUACCAGAGCGGAGCUAAACCAUGCCAUAAAGCUUGCCAAAGCCAAGUUCGUCUUUGCUGAACCGGAAAUCCUACCCAACAUGAUUGAUGCGCUCAGAGACAACAAGAUUGAUGUCGGGAAGGGUCUCUUCGUCCUCGACACCCUCCCCAGCCAAAAGGUGCCUCCAAAUUUAAAAUCAUGGCGGUCUCUUUUGGAGUAUGGAUCUCAGGAGUGGGUCCGCUUCGACGAUGAGCAGAGGUCGUGUAAUGAAGUUGCCCAAUUGUACUACACCUCCGGCACCACCGGCCUGCCAAAGUGUGCCAUGACAUCUCAUCGCAACCUCACGGCUCAGCAUCAGAUGUUCUUCGAAGCAAAUCCACGAGACUACCCAUACCGAGUUGCCCUCUGUAUGCCCUUCUUCCAUGUUGGCAUCGCUCCGCAAGUAUUCAUGUCUGUCAUCAAAGAAGGAAGAGAAGCAUACGUUAUGCGUCGCUUCGACUUAAUCCCGUAUCUCAAUUACCAUGCCAAAUAUCAGUUGACAGAAAUCUUCUCUGUUCCACCCAUGGUCAACGCAAUCGUCAUGAGUGGGCUAGCGGAUCCAAAAUCAAAUAACUACCGCAAAGAUUGCAGUCUCAAAUCUGUUCGGAACGGGACAGUAGGGGCGGCGCCUUGUUCGGGCGAUUUACAGCGAAGAUUCAACGAGCUGUUGGGUGACGGUGCCACCUUCACGCAGGUAUGGGGUAUGACUGAAACAACCACCAUGUACAACAUAGUCCCAUGGGAUGUGGCACGUAAAUGUUCCAGGGGCGAGCUCGAUGCUUGGGGAAAUGUCGGUGUCCCUCUACCCGGCAACACAGCAAAACUGGUCGACCUGGACGGAAUCGAUGUCACCGAGCAGGGGAAAGGGGAGUAUUGUGUCAAGGGUCCCACAAUUGUUCUGGGGUACUUCGAUAAUGAAAAGGCUACUGCCGAAAGCUGGGAUUCCGAAGGAUACUAUAAGACUGGGGAUGUCAUGCAGGUCGACAAAAAGACCGGCAUGAUGUAUUGUGUGGAGAGAGUCAAAGAACUCAUUAAAGUCCGUGGAUUUCAGGUCGCACCGGCAGAAUUGGAGGGGGCCUUAACUGAGCAUCAAGACAUUGUCGACGCUGCUGUGAUUGGGAUCACUCUCCAGGACGGCACAGAAGUUCCGAAGGCAUACAUUGUGAAGCGGCCGAAUUCGUCGCUCACCGAAGAACAAGUCUACCAGCAUAUGCGGGCUCGGUUAGCAGGGUACAAACAGCUGGGAGCUGUCCAAUUCGUGGAGGAUAUUCCAAAGCUUCCCAGUGGUAAGAUUCUGAAGCGCGUGUUGAGGGAGGAGAGUAGAAAGGACGGUCUUCGAAAGCCUGGUCCGAAGUUAUAG
This is a messenger RNA of Exophiala mesophila, 1994 nucleotides long. RefSeq lists its product as uncharacterized. Gene Ontology annotation, biological process: secondary metabolic process. Lineage: Eukaryota; Fungi; Ascomycota; Eurotiomycetes; Chaetothyriales; Herpotrichiellaceae. Bases 315 to 1994 code for a protein of 559 amino acids. The transcript is spliced from 4 exons. The record is from RefSeq and is a predicted model, not a curated record. Gene Ontology annotation, molecular function: CoA-ligase activity.